Messenger RNA from Gymnogyps californianus (California condor), 3438 nucleotides. It is a transcript of the gene NPRL3, whose product is annotated as NPR3 like, GATOR1 complex subunit. Lineage: Eukaryota; Metazoa; Chordata; Aves; Accipitriformes; Cathartidae. The record is from RefSeq and is a predicted model, not a curated record. Bases 24 to 1772 code for a protein of 582 amino acids. Gene Ontology annotation, cellular component: GATOR1 complex. Gene Ontology annotation, biological process: positive regulation of autophagy; cellular response to amino acid starvation; negative regulation of TORC1 signaling. The transcript has 14 exons.
GUGCCGUGCCGUGCCGUGCCGGCAUGGGCGAGAGCACCAGCCCCAUCAGCGUUAUCCUGGUGAGCUCGGGCAGCCGCGGCAACAAGCUGCUCUUCCGCUUCCCCUUCCAGCGCGGCGCCGAGCACCCCGCCGCACAGGCCAAUAAACCAAGGAGUCGAUAUGCUGUGAAUAGCUCUGGUGACACCACAGAAGAUCAAGAUGGGGACUCCAGAGACCAAUGUCCUCUAACUGAUGAGCAAUUGGUUUCAGGGUUUUCGGAUGUCAUCCUGGCAACAAUUUUGGCUACCAAGUCAGAUAUGUGUGGCAAAAAGUUUGAACUGAAGAUUGAUAAUGUUCGCUUUGUUGGCCAUCCCACGUUGCUUCAGCAUGCCCUCGGACAGGUAUCCAAAACUGAUCCCUCACCAAAGAGAGAGAUGCCCACUAUGAUUCUCUUCAAUGUGGUGUUUGCACUAAGGGCCAAUGCAGAUCCAUCCGUGAUAAACUGCUUACACAACCUCUCCCGAAGAAUCGCCAUAGUCUUGCAGCACGAGGAGCGCCGCUGCCAAUACCUGACCAGGGAGGCCAAGCUGAUCUUAGCUAUUCAGGAUGAAGUGUCUGCUAUGUCAGAAGCCACAGAAGGGCCACAGUCACCUUUUCAUCACAUCCUACCCAAGUGCAAACUGGCCAGAGAUCUCAAAGAGACAUAUGACAGUCUCUGCACAACAGGGGUGGUCCGUUUACAUAUCAACAACUGGCUGGAAGUGAGUUUCUGCCUGCCUCAUAAAAUCCAUUAUGUUGCCACAAACUUCAUACCCCCUGAAGCAAUUGAGAGAAGCCUGAAAUCUAUCAGGCCUUACCAUGCCUUAUUACUUUUAAAUGAUGAGAAGUCAUUGCUUAAUGAGCUCCCGUUGGACUGCUCUCCUGCCCUGGUGAGAGUAAUUAAAACUACCUCUGCUGUGAAGAAUUUGCAGCAACUGGCUCAAGAUGCUGACUUGGCAUUGCUGCAGGUUUUCCAGCUUGCUGCACAUCUUGUUUACUGGGGAAAAGCAAUUAUUAUUUAUCCGCUGUGUGAAAACAAUGUCUACAUGCUUUCUCCAAAUGCCAGUGUCUGUCUUUAUUCUCCAUUAGCAGAUGCAUUUUCUUGUCAGUUCCGGGGCCACAACCUGCCGUCGAUGCUUUCCAAGUUCUCCCUCCCGGUGUCACUCUCAGAGUUCAAGAAUCCACUCGCACCGCCCGUUCAGGAGACUCAGCUCAUUCAAAUGGUGAUAUGGAUGCUCCAACACCGGCUGCUUAUUCAGCUUCACACUUACGUCUGUCUGAUGGUGCCACCAAAUGAGGAUGAUUUCCGAGCCCAAGAUGAAGACAUGCCCUUUACUGCCAGAGUUGGAGGCCGAAGUUUAAGCACCCCCAAUGCUCUCAGCUUUGGUUCUCCAACUAGUAGUGAUGACAUGACUCUGACAAGCCCUAGCAUGGAUAAUUCCAGUGCUGAGUUGAUACCUGGUGGGGACUCACCCCUAAAUAAAAGGAUGACGGAGAAUCUCCUAGCAAGCUUGUUGGAACAUGAGCGGGAAGCUAUCCUUAAUGUCCCUGCUGCCCAAAAUCCAGAAGAUCUUCGCAUGUUUGCAAGGCUGCUGCACUAUUUCCGAGGCCGACACCAUUUGGAGGAGAUCAUGUACAACGAGAACAUGCGUCGCUCCCAGCUGCUGAUGCUGUUUGACAAAUUCCGCAGUGUGCUGGUGGUGACCAGCCACGAGGACCCCGUGAUUUCAGUUUUUCAGUCUCUCUUAAAGUGACUCUACUGGCAAAGGAAGGGAACCUGCUACACUCUCCAUACUGAUAGUCUAAAAGAUGCCUAAAAACUAAAGGAUGUGAUUUCAAUUCCUUCUUGCCAUGUGACAUAGAGCAGGUUCUCCCCCUCUGUGCCUCAAUUGCCCAUCUGCUCCCUGUGGUCACAGCUGAGGCCGGUCUGUGCGAGGGCUCUGGGGCCUGCCGCAGGACAGCAUGUGCUCGCUCAGCCUGGAUUCCUGCCGCGCCACGUUCACAGCAUGGGAGCUGCCGGUUCACAGCCCUUCCCUGACCCUGCUCCCUCCCCAGGGCUUGUGAGAGUGGGCCAAGAAGAUUUCCACUGCAGCGUUACUGACAGUACUUCACUUCUGGGUGGACGCUGGUGCAUCCAAAGUGCUUUCUCUGCUCUCCAACACCACGACUGCUGGGUCAUUCAGCCGCGAGCACCGUUAGUGAGCAACCUGUCCCGUGGCAGAGCACGCAUGGCCUCUGCUCAAGGACAGAGUGGAGUUGGCCUGGCUUUUAGGGAAAUGUCCCUGGGUGCUGAGGAAUUCUGUUUGAUCAUUGUUAUCUGGCAGCAGUGAGGACAUAAGUAGGAAGGCAAAGUAUCACAAGUAAACAGUUUCAUGAAUGAGAAUGACUCGCUCACUGUGUUACAGCUUACUAUUUCCUCUCGCCAGUAUCCUUAUUACUAACAAGUGUCUAUUGGAGCAUGGCUGUCACCACACAGCCUGUGUGUUUGCAGGUUCCCAGUGUUUCCAGUUUGUGACUCGGGGUGGGGGGGGAGCUUGGUUGUUGAGCAGGACUGAAAUUAGCUGGCUAAGCUGCAGGUACGUGGACAUAUUAGUUCCACACGGCCAGAGGCUGGUGCUAAGGGCACUCAGACUUGGCCCCCAGGGCUUGUUUUGUUCCUCCAUUCCCCUCCCUGCAAGCAUGGCUGUGGCCAAAGGGAACCAGGCUGGGAAUGUGGCCUGGGUUAAAGCUAUCCAGCUGAAAAACACACUGCAGGUCUGUACAUGGCUGUGUUUCCUGAUCUGGUUCAGGACUGUUCCUCCAGCUGUGCCAGGGCUAGAACAAGAGGUGACAGCUCUGUUUCUGGGGACAGCAGGAGCUUAUGCCAGCUCACCCCUGGCCUGUGUGAGGCCACUGUUCCCCACAGCUGCUCACUGCUCUGUGCUGCAUACCCAGGGAAGUGAGGGCAGACCUUUAACUCCAUGGUGGUGGCUUCCAGGGAUGUGUGUUGUUAAAAGAUUGUCAGGCUCCUCCUUAAGACCUUCCCUUAUACACACACACACACAAGCUGGAGUUUUUCCCAGAGUUGCAGGCUCUCACAGAGCAGCUUCACUUGCCCACACAAACUGGGUGAAACUUGACCACCAGCAAGGCACAGUUGCACUGGGGGAGCCCAGUGUUCACAGUGCCCCAGAUAAUACCCGAUGACAGCUACUUACUCACAGUCCCUUCAGUGAGUCCCCCCCUGCAGCUGCAAGCAGGGAUGUUAUAGAAGAGCAAAAGCAAUAUCUAACCUAAAAAGCAGAUCAACAUUGCUGUAGGGCCCCAGUCCCAACCAGCCCCCAGUAACUGUGUCUCAAGGUGAGCUACUGAGAUCAAGGUCUGUUCAGAAGGGGCCAAACAAGAUUUUUUUCAUGUGAUGGGGACAAGGGUUUUGAAAAA